Molecule: messenger RNA, 786 nt
Organism: Penicillium paradoxum
Lineage: Eukaryota; Fungi; Ascomycota; Eurotiomycetes; Eurotiales; Aspergillaceae
Product: YoaK family protein
Exons: 1
Coding region: 1-786 (261 amino acids)
Source: RefSeq, a predicted model, not a curated record
AUGCCUCACGAAACAGAUGCCCUGUUGGGCAAUACCGCAACCCAUGCGCCGUCCGGCCGAUCCCGCCUGUCAAAACACCUGCGCCAGGAACUUGAUCCCGCGCACGGCGACCUGGUCCUUCUUUUCAGCUAUAUCAUCACAGGUCUACUUGACAGCUCGGCCGUGUUUAUCUGGGGCUCCUUUGUGAGCAUGCAAACCGGUAACACUGUUUAUUUUGGCCUGGGGCUUGUCGGCACAAACGACGAUCGGUGGAUCAAAUCCGGUGUGUCGAUCGCGGGGUUCUGUCUGGGCUCACUAUGCUUCGCCGCCUUUCACCGUAUCUUCCCAGCGAGGCGGAGAUGGGUGCUCUGUGUAUCGUUCCUGGUCCAGACAUUAUGUGUCUCCCUUGCCGCUUUGAUCGUUACCGUUUUCCGGCCUGCUCGCGAUGCGCCCUUGAGUUGGCUCAUUCUGCUGCCGAUUGCGCUGGUCGCAUUCCAGAGUAGCGGACAGGCAGUUACCAGUCGGGUUUUGAAUUUCAGUGGCUUGACCAGUGUGGUGCUUACAAGUAUCUAUUGUGACCUGUUUUCGCAUCCAGAUUUCCUGUCGUCAAAGGUUGUCGGGCAUGCUGAGGAGAUGCGACGUCUUGGGGCUGUGUUUUGCUUGUUGUUGGGGGUCAUUCUUGGUGGGCUCUGGGCUCAUAGUGCCGUCGGAAUGAUGGGGGCUUUAUGGACUGCAGCAAUUCUCAAGUCGUGGAUCAUGAUCGCGUGGCUGGCUUGGAAGGGAUGUAGUGAAGGGGAUGCCGAUUGA